This is a messenger RNA of Neomonachus schauinslandi (Hawaiian monk seal), 1211 nucleotides long. Its product is annotated as diphosphoinositol polyphosphate phosphohydrolase 1. The record is from RefSeq and is a predicted model, not a curated record. Bases 288 to 806 code for a protein of 172 amino acids. Gene Ontology annotation, biological process: diphosphoinositol polyphosphate metabolic process; diadenosine hexaphosphate catabolic process; adenosine 5'-(hexahydrogen pentaphosphate) catabolic process. Gene Ontology annotation, cellular component: cytoplasm; nucleus. Lineage: Eukaryota; Metazoa; Chordata; Mammalia; Carnivora; Phocidae. The transcript is spliced from 5 exons. Gene Ontology annotation, molecular function: diphosphoinositol-polyphosphate diphosphatase activity; bis(5'-adenosyl)-hexaphosphatase activity; endopolyphosphatase activity.
CCCAAGAUGGCGGCGCGGUCGUCGUCGGGGGUGGCGGCGGCAGAGGGGACGGCGGCCGUGGCGGCGGCGGCGACGGCAGCCGUGACGGCGGCGGCGGCGCGGGGCCUGGGCCGGGGGGAAUGAGGCAGCCGUGGCGGGCCAGCGGCCGAGCCGUGUAGCGGAGAAGCGGCUCCCCCUCCCUGCUUCCCUUGGCCGAGCCGGGGACGCGCGCGCGCGCCGCCGUCCGGAGCGGGCUCCCCACCCUCCACUCCCGCGACCCGCACCGCACCCCCACCCGGGCCUGGAGGAUGAUGAAGCUCAAGUCGAACCAGACUCGCACCUAUGACGGCGACGGCUACAAGAAGCGGGCCGCGUGCCUGUGUUUCCGCAGUGAGAGCGAGGAGGAGGUGUUACUGGUGAGCAGUAGUCGCCAUCCAGACCGCUGGAUUGUCCCUGGGGGAGGCAUGGAGCCCGAGGAGGAGCCGAGUGUGGCAGCAGCCCGUGAAGUCUGUGAGGAGGCUGGAGUAAAAGGGACAUUGGGAAGAUUAGUUGGAAUUUUUGAGAACCAGGAGAGGAAGCACAGAACGUAUGUCUAUGUGCUCAUUGUCACAGAAGUGCUGGAAGACUGGGAAGAUUCAGUUAACAUUGGAAGGAAGAGGGAAUGGUUUAAAAUAGAAGAUGCCAUAAAAGUGCUGCAGUAUCACAAACCAGUGCAGGCGUCGUAUUUUGAAACGUUGAGGCAAGGCUACUCAGCCAACAAUGGCACCCCAGUCGUGGCCACCACGUACUCGGUUUCUUCCCAGAGCUCGAUGCCAGGCAUCAGAUGACUGAAGACUUCGCAUAAGAGGAAUGGAAAUUGGAAACUAGACUGGAGUGCAGAUCUUCCCUCCCUUGCUCUUUUCACCUCUCCUCACAGGCCUCCUCUCCAAAUAAGGCAUGAUGGGCAGCAGAGAAAGGGGUUCUUGAUGGUGUUGCUGUUUGGUGUUAAGUGAUGGGCUUUUUCUUCUCUUUUUAUGGAGGGGGUGGGGGGUGGGAAUGUAAUUUGUAAGUACUUUUGUGCAUGAUCGGUCCCUCCCUUUUCACACCCCUGCAGUUGUCUAGAGAGACAGACAGCCUUCCCUCUGCCUUGGAUUCUGAAGUGUUCCUGUUUGUCUCACCCCAGCCCUGGCCAGACGUUUUUCCUUUGAUUUUUAAUUUUUUUUUUUAUUAAAAGAUACCAAUAUGAGAUGAAA